UGUACUGCUGUGUAUCAUGCAGGAGAAGCUUCGAGGUGGGCAACCCAAACUCCCGCAUCCGAAGGCACUGCAGCCGGAUAUGUCGUGAAGGGUGACUACAUAAGGCAAACACGGUGGUGUCCAUGAGUCGCGGGGCGGGACAAAGGGGCCUUCGACCCACGGACGCUCAUACCAACACUCGCCGUAGCGACACGGGGCAUUCAAUACUGGACAUGGCCGCUGCGCAGGGAUAUACCGAGGCCAUGAAGACGAUCCUCGCACGCGGCGCCGAUGUUAACUCCGCCACACCGGACGGCAGAACGGCUCUACACUGCGCUUCGUUCUGGGAUCAGGCGGGCGCCGUGGAACUUCUGGUUGCGUCUGGAGCUCGUCUGGAAGCUUCAGACGGCCGGGGGUGUACCCCGCUGCAUGUAGCGGCUGAGAAUGGCGCAACGACUGCCAUUUGA
Ectocarpus sp. CCAP 1310/34 is the source of this 446-nucleotide messenger RNA. NCBI's taxonomy places the organism in Eukaryota, Phaeophyceae, Ectocarpales, Ectocarpaceae. The record is from the annotation of a GenBank genome assembly.